AUGCUCCCGACAAUGUGUACCACGACGGACAAAAUACCAGGGCGCCGACUAGGCAACGACGUAGAGCUGCAGGUUCACGCGGUCCUUGCACUAUCUGGGUUGGUGGAAGUACUAAGGUCUCGAGUGUGGGGACUGAUCACCCAGUUAAGGCAUGAUUGCUCCAAAGUUAUCACUGAGGCAGCAUUGAUGACUUCUCUGAAAGUUGAAGAAGGCCAUCAGCGGGACCCAACAGCAUCUAUAGAAGAGCGUCAAAUAUUGGGGAAUGCCUACGAGCCCUUGAACGAAGACCCCGGUCUGCACAAGCAGCCGAAGGUUCAGCAGCGGUCAAAACAUCCAGAUGCGCAUCAACUUAGCGUUGCGUCCCAAUUAUUUGGCAGGGAGGAGAGUUCGGUGACGGAGAGUGGGGCGUCGCGGGAACACCAACAACUCGAACAGGAUCACCCCCUACAGCAGCAAGACGGGAAAGAUAAGCAGCUGCAUCAAGGCAAUAAUUACGAUGCAUACCUCGUACAUCUGCUCUCUGCCGAGGCCCAGAAAACUUUGGCUGGGGAGACUUCAAGGCGGCUCCACCCUCAGGUUAAGCUUGCUCGUGAGCAGCCAUUGGCCAGUGGCGGUCAAAACGAGAUUCCUGUAACCACUCACCGGAACACGCUUCACAGCCUUGUCCUGGAUGAACAAAAACACCAAACUGUCGGAGCUCUAGCUGUAGGAGAAUUAGGGAGAGCAGCACUCAACAUGGUAAGACCAACUGCAGAGGAAACAACUCCCGCGUCAUUGCUUGUUGGGCAAGCAGCAGCAGCGAGGCUGCCAGCAGCAACAACGCAACUCCAGUGGAUUCGUGAGGCCCUGAUUUUGCUGCGAAGAAUUGAUGAUCCACAGCAUGUCCAACUGCAGCGCCGGAAAAAGGCAGCCAUGACUGCAGGAGCAUUCGUCGCUUCCCCUUCGCCAACCCAACCUGCAGGAAGCACAUUUUUUCCAGAGGACGGAGCUGAUGCUUCUGCGGCAGUCUGCUCAGGUUCAUACAAAUGCGUUUUGCCGCCUCCCUCUACCAGCAGCCGCUUGUUGUAUGUGAUGUGGAUUGGAGUGGGUGGGGGCCCUUGGGGUGGACGAUCAAAUACGUGGUUUAACCAUAGGAGGUAUGCCUCAAGUGAAGAAAGCGACAAAUCGCCAGUCAUGAGCAAAGAAAUCGCUUUAGAUGCUCGCAAAGCUGGAAACUGGGAUGCAUUGCAAGUAUCAAUGAGCCAAUAG
Messenger RNA from Eimeria acervulina, 1248 nucleotides. RefSeq lists its product as hypothetical. The coding region runs from base 1 to 1248 and encodes 415 amino acids. The transcript has 2 exons. The record is from RefSeq and is a predicted model, not a curated record. Lineage: Eukaryota; Apicomplexa; Conoidasida; Eucoccidiorida; Eimeriidae.